Messenger RNA from Acanthosepion pharaonis, 528 nucleotides. NCBI's taxonomy places the organism in Eukaryota, Metazoa, Mollusca, Cephalopoda, Sepiida, Sepiidae. The record is from the annotation of a GenBank genome assembly.
AUGGUCAGGCUCACUUCUUCUCUUUUCCCCUCUACACAUGGUCAGGCCCACUUCUCUUGUCCUACGACACAUGACCAGACCGACUUUUUCUCUUGUCCCACUACACGUGGCCAGGCCCACUUUUGUCCUAUGACACAUGACCAGACCCACUUCUUCUCUUGUCCCAUUACACGUGGCCAGGACCACCACUUCUCUUGUCCCACUAUAUGUAGCCUGGCCCGCUUCUUCUCUUGUCCCACUACACGUGGCCAGGCCCACUUCUCUUGUCCUACAACACAUGACCAGGCCCACUUCUUCUCUUGUCCCAUUACAUGUGGCCAGGACCACUUCUUCUUUUGUCUCACUACAUGUGGGCAGAUCCACUUCUUCUCUUACCCCAGGACACAUGACCAGGCCCACUUCUUCUCUUGCCUCACUAUAUGUAGCCAGGCCCACUUCUUCUCUUGUCCCACUACAUGUGGCCAGGCCCACUUAUUUGCUUGUCCAGCUAUACUUGAUCAAGUGACUUCUUCUCUUGUGAAAAUGUGA